AUUAAUGCUGUUAAGGGGUAAAGCCAGGUGAAAGGUCUAACCCACACUAUAUAUAACUAGUAAGGCAUAUAAUAUAUGCAUACCACACAAACAAUAACCAUGACAUCUUUAACUUCCGCUAAACUAUGCUUCCUGCCUUAUUGCCUUGUCAUCUUGUUGUAUGUUUCAUCACCAAAUUGGGUUGCUUUUCCUUUUGCUACUUCUACUUCUAAUACUGAAGCAAAGGCUCUUCUCAAAUGGAAAGCCAGCUUAUUUCCAAAUCAAGCCCUCAAUCAUCUCACCUGGUACGACCCUCCCAUUCAUAAUAUUAAUGCCACCAAUUCUUCCAGCAGCAAUCCAAAACCAAGAACAAGCCCAUGCACUUGGACUGGUGUUUCAUGCAACUCAGCUGGAAGUGUCAGAAUGAUAAACCUUUCCACUUGUGGUAUUCAAGGUACACUACAUGAGUUUUCAUUCUUGUCCUUCCCUAAUCUUGAAUAUCUUGACCUCAGCUUGAACAAACUCUUUGAUGCCAUCCCACCUCAAAUCAGCUACCUCUCCAAACUCCACCAUCUUGAUCUCUCCCAAAAUAACUUGUCUGGGAGAAUUCCACCAGAAAUCGGUCUCCUAAGAAAUCUUAGGUUUCUUCGUCUCUCUGUAAAUACUUUCUUGGGGGAAAUUCCUAAAGAGAUAGGCAACUUGAAAUCUCUUGUAGAUCUAAGGUUGUCUUACAACACUUUAAGUGGUCUCAUCCCUUCAAAUAUUGGUAACUUAAUAAAGCUAAAUACUUUGUACUUGGUUGAGGAUCAACUUUCUGGUUUGAUUCCUAUGGAGAUAUGGAACUUAAAAUCUCUUAUAGAUCUAAAGUUGUCUUACAACAAUUUAAGUGGUCUCAUCCCUCCAAAUAUUGGUAACUUAAUAAACCUAAACACUUUGUACUUGGGUGAAAAUCAACUUUCUGGUUUGAUUCCCAAGGAGAUAGGGAACUUGAAAUAUCUUAUGGACUUACAAUUGAGCAGAAAUCAACUCAAUGGUUCAAUUCCAGUCUCAUUUGCUAACUUGAGCAACUUGGAGACCUUAUACCUACGCGAUAACCAACUUUUUGGCUCCAUUCCCCAAGAGUUAGAGAAUCUCAAGAAUUUGACUAGACUGCGAUUGGAUACAAACCAAUUGUCUGGUUAUUUGCCCCCAAAUAUUUGCCAAGGUGGAAAACUCGUAAACUUGUCAGUACACAGAAACUAUUUGACUGGUCCAAUCCCCAAAAGCUUGAAAAAUUGCAUGAGCUUAGUGAGAGUCCGUCUUGACCAAAAUCAAUUGACGGGCAAUAUAUUUGAAGACUUCGGUGUUUAUCCGAAUCUUGAUUUUAUGAAUAUAAGCCACAACAACUUGUAUGGAGAAAUCUCACACAACUGGGGACAAUGCCCAAAGCUGAAGACCUUAAUAAUGGCAGGAAACAACCUUACUGGUAGCAUACCACCUGAGAUAGGCAACGCAACCCAAAUUCAUGUGUUGGACCUUUCUUCAAAUCAUUUAGUUGGGUUGAUCCCAAAAGAAUUCGGGAGACUGGCUUCUUUGGAGAGGUUGAUGUUGAAUGGAAAUCAAUUUUCGGGUCGUAUACCGUCUGAAUUCGGAUCAUUGAAUGAUCUUGAAUAUCUUGACUUGUCAACAAACAAAUUCAAUGAGUCAAUUCCAAGCAUUCUAGGUGACUUGCUCAAAUUGCACUACUUGAAUUUGAGCAACAACAAGUUGGCUCAAGCAAUUCCAUUUAAGUUGGGGAAGUUAGGUCAAUUGAAUUACAUGGAUUUAAGUCAUAACUCUCUUGAAGGUAAGAUACCAUCAGAAAUGGGCAGUAUGCAGAGUUUGGUGACACUUGAUCUUUCCCACAACAAUUUUUCGGGUUCCAUACCAUCAAGUUUUGAAGAGAUGCGCGGCUUGUCGUACAUUGACAUAUCCUACAAUCACUUGGAAGGUCCCCUUCCCAACAUUAGUGCAUUUCGAGAAGCUCCACCAGAAAGAUUGAAAGGGAACAAAGGAUUGUGUGGCAAUGUUAGAGCUCUGCUGCCACCCUGCAAUGCACAUGGCUCAAAAAAGGACCACAAGGUCAUAUUCUCUGUUCUAGCAGUAUUUGUACUCCUAUCUGCUCUCUUUACAAUUGUCUUUGUAAUAGUGCAAAGAAAGAAGAAGCAUCAAGAUACUAAACAAAACCAUAUGCAUGGAGAAAUUUCCUUUUCGGUUUUAAAUUUUGAUGGAAAAUCAAUGUAUGAGGAAAUCAUAAGGGCAACAGAAGAUUUUGAUUCCACAUAUUGCAUUGGGAAAGGAGGACAUGGAAGUGUCUACAAAGUGAAUUUGUCAUCUGGAGACGUAGUGGCCGUGAAGAAACUCCAUCUGCCAUGGGAUGGUGAGACAGAAUUUCAGAAGGAGUUCUUGAAUGAAGUAAGGGCACUCACUGAGAUAAGACAUCGGAAUAUUGUGAAGCUCUAUGGUUUCUGCGCACAUAAACGACACUCGUUUUUGGUGUAUGAGUAUCUUGAAAGAGGUAGCUUGGCCGCAAUGUUGAGCAAAGAUGAAGAAGCUAAAGAGUUGGGGUGGAUUAAAAGGGUGAAUAUUGUUAAAGGCUUAGCUUAUGCCUUGUCUUACAUGCACCACGAUUGCUUGCCAUCGAUUGUACAUCGUGACAUCUCAAGCAAGAACAUUUUGUUAGAUUCUGAAUAUGAGGCCUGUGUUUCAGACUUUGGCACAGCUAAGUUUUUAAAUCCAGACUCAACUAAUUGGACUGCGGCUGCAGGCACACAUGGCUAUAUGGCACCAGAGCUUGCUUACACAAUGGAAGUGAAUGAGAGCUGCGAUGUUUAUAGCUUUGGUGUGGUCACAUUGGAAAUAAUUAUGGGAAAGCAUCCUGGAGAUCUUUUCUCAUCUUUCUCAUCAGUCUCUUCAUCCUCCUCCUCCUUAUCAUCAUCUGCAUUACCAGCCCAUCAAAUACCAAUUGUGGAUGUUCUGGACCAACGCAUUUACCCUCCUACGCAUCAAGUUGCAAGCGAAGUGGUCUCUCUUGUGAAGAUAGCAUUUUCAUGCUUGAAUUCCAGCCCGAAAUCUCGUCCAACAAUGAAACAAAUUUCUCAUUUCCUCUCAACUCAGAUGCUGCAUUUGUCGAAGCCGGUACAUAUGAUGACAUGUGGUGAAUUGCUUGAGCUUGAUCCUUUGGCUACAUGAUCAGAAUAUGCUCCUUUUUUAUGCACAUUUCACUUUUCCUGUGUCUUCGGUUUAGAAAGAUUCUCCAUAGAUGUUUCCUUCUUGUAAUUUAUUUCAUGCACGUGUGCGCUAUGCUAUGGCUCUAUGUA
Prunus persica (peach) is the source of this 3317-nucleotide messenger RNA. Its product is annotated as MDIS1-interacting receptor like kinase 2. The record is from RefSeq and is a predicted model, not a curated record. The transcript is spliced from 2 exons. The coding region runs from base 76 to 3189 and encodes 1037 amino acids. Gene Ontology annotation, molecular function: protein kinase activity; protein binding; ATP binding. NCBI's taxonomy places the organism in Eukaryota, Viridiplantae, Streptophyta, Magnoliopsida, Rosales, Rosaceae. Gene Ontology annotation, biological process: protein phosphorylation.